CGCCUGGGAGGCUGGAGCUGACAGGAGCUGGAACUUCCCUCUUCCCGGCGGCAAAACCUUGAGGAAUUUUUCCUUUUUAAACAUUAAGAAAUUUGAGGAUGGAUAAAUUCAUGAGAUAAGAAAAAAGAUGGCAUCUAGAGUAAAUACCAGUUUCACUUUGAUUCCCAACCAGAAAUACAGACGUAGUAAUCAUCGAUCCAGCCGUUUUUCCAACAUCCUUGACCCAGAUUCUCAACCCUUAUCAACGCUUGGAAAUUUUAAAGCCUUGCCAUUGGAAAUAUUCCAAAUAAUCUUAAGAUGUUUGUCAGUGAAGGAUAUCAGCGUGCUAAGCAUGGUGUCCAAAGCAGUCAGCCAGCACAUUAUUAAUUAUAUCUCAACCUCAUCAGGAAGCAAAAGACUUUUACUACAGGACUUUCAUAACCUUGAGCUGCCUGACAGGAGACAAGACUCCACUAUAUUGGAACACUACAGAUCUCUAGGUCUACUGUUUAAAAGAUGUACAUCGCUGCUACCCACAAAGGAAAGACUGAAGUACAUUCACAAGAUACUCAAAGAAGUUUCCUGUUUUCAAUUUAAUGGCUGUGUAGCUCCAUUGCAAUGUUUAGGAUUACAAUGUUACGGCAUGCUUUUACAGACCUUAACAGCAGGAUGGGAUAAACUUGAGUGCCAUCGUGCUUAUAACUUCUUAUGUGAGCUGACUAAUCUCUCCCGCAAGAUGCAUACAGUUGUCUGCAGCAAACCAGGAAAUGCCGGAAAACUGGAGUUAAGGAUCAGACUGUUCUGUAGGAACGUUCUUCUUGAUCAUGGGACCCAUCAAAGUGAUUCUGCAUUUUGGUUGACGUGUAUAUUAAAACCAUGGCCAAUAGUGAAUCAGGCAAGAUUACUGUAUAUCAUCUUUGGACCAGUAGCUCCUCAAGAUGGACAGGUGGUUUGGCAGAAAAUGAUAGAAGGACCUGCAGAUGAACCCAGUCUGAAAGGUUUGGCUGAUGCCAUUAAAUUACUAUAUGAUACAGGCACCGAAGAAUGGACAGCAGAUGAUGUUAUCAGUCUUGUAGAUGAACUAUCAGUGUUUCCCAGUGAGUGGCUUCUAGAGAAUAAUGCACGUCUACUAAUCCUAAGUGGGAGCAGCGUCUGUUUCACUUUCAUGGCUAGUAAAGCUGUCAGUGGACGGGCCAUUCAACUGGCAAGGCUGAUAGUCUUUUUGGCUUUGGUAUGUGAGAAAGAACUAUACUGCAUGGAUUGGGCAGUUAAAAUAAUGCAAAAAGUCUGUAAAGUCUUUAGCACUACAGUGGAAAGAAGUAACUUCCUGCGGAGUGUGGCAGAUGCAUUUGCGUAUGUGAUAAUGGAAAUGCUACAAUCAGUUAUGUCUGAAGACCAUGAUGAAGACGACAGAAGCUUUCUGAAUUUUUUCCAUCUUGUGCAUGCUCAGGCUAACUUCCAUAAGGAGGACUUGAAGGAAACUGAAAGCAUGGAUGGUUCGAGCAUCCCAUGAGAGAAUGGGGUUUAUCUUCACUCAAGUAAAUGGAUUCCAAGAAGCUCCAGGACUAUUUCAGUUUGACUAGCUUCUGCCACUGCCACUCUUACUAUUAAAAUAGAAAAAAUAGUGCCUAACAAGCUGAAAUAAUGCUGGAGCCCUCCUGGAUCUCCUAUUUUCUUCUCCUUGGGUUUGAUCACUUUACUUCUGCUGAAGACACACCCCUUCCCACUGGACUUCUCAGAGGCUGACUUUUUCUUUUCCUAAGCCCUUGACUUAACUCACCUCUGUAGUUGAGGAAGGGAAGAAAAACUAGAAGAUAUGGAAAUUACCCACAGGAGUGGGGUACAAAUUGUGGGAAAUUCUCAAGUUUGGCAAGAGGGGCUCAAGUUUGGCAAGUGGGGUACAAAUUGUGGGAAAUUCUCAAGUUUGGCAAAAAGAUGAUUUUUACUUCCACUAAUAACAAUCUAAUGACACACCUUAAUAGGACUGAGAAAGAGUGAAAAUUGUGGAGAAGAUAUGAAUUGUGAUAACAAGGUUUUACUAUAUUUUAGUAGCAAAAGGACUUUCCUCUAUUUUUGGAGGGUCAGAAAUUAACUGUCUUUCUUUGAUGGAUUAUCCAACUGUAAUUCCAUCAGUGGCAGGAAUUUUUUCUCCAGAGUUUAGUAUUUACAUAUUUAUGUACAAAAUUCUUGCUUUUAUCCUGGUUUCAUUUUCUUCUUUUCAAUCUAAGGAUUCACCCACAACUAAAUUAUAAAGAUUAAAAGUUGGCAGAUACCAGAAUACAAA
Molecule: messenger RNA, 2263 nt
Organism: Mesoplodon densirostris (Blainville's beaked whale)
Lineage: Eukaryota; Metazoa; Chordata; Mammalia; Artiodactyla; Ziphiidae
Gene: FBXO47
Product: F-box protein 47
Exons: 12
Coding region: 128-1492 (454 amino acids)
Molecular function (GO): protein binding
Source: RefSeq, a predicted model, not a curated record